AUUUCCGCUUCCGACCCAGAGGCCGUCUCUGGACUGGUGAUCAUUUCGAAGAUUGAACAUGCAUAACAUAUGACUUUAGCAUAGCCAUUUAAAAUUUCAUCAGCUGUAAAUUCUAUUCAUUUCGAUGGCUUCAGAAAACGAUAAUGGGACAAAUUUCUUACAAAGAUUCAACCAGAAGAUCGAAGAUGAGCUUCCUGGUGAUCGGCAGAGAGCUCUAUUUUUUAGUUCUUUAAUAGUUUUAAUGUUCUGGUCGAUCUAUCUUGCUCACUAUAAUUCUAGGGUACUCGGAUUAUUAUUCACAGCCAUACUAAACAGAGUGAUUAAGAAAUAUGGCCAUAUCAAAUUUGGUUCGUUUAGUCUAUCCAUCAUCUCAGGCAAACUCAUGUUUCGAGAUGUUCAUUUUGCUAAUGAGGAUUAUUCAAUUAGAAUUCAAUAUGGAUAUGCUAUCUUCCGAUACUGGAGAUUAUUUAAAGAGAAUGUUGAAGACAUGUCAAAUAAUGAGACAAGAUUGUCAAUUUUUAUUGAAAGUGUUGAAUAUCAUGUAUAUAAUAGAACACAGACAUAUGAAAGACUUCAAAAAUUAUUUGGAUUUGAAGAUGAUGAUCCAGUUGCGACAACAGAUGAACGCAGGUCUGAUCAAGGUCUAAUGGCUGAUAAAAACAGCUCUAACAGAACCCAGUGGCAAUGGAGAGAUCUCAUUCCAUUGAUUAAAGUUGACAUGGCGUCUGUAAAAGUGAUUUUUGGUAAUUAUCUAGUCCCAUACUCUUUAACGAUUAAUGCUGGCGAAGGACAGCUAUCGUACUGGUCUCGAAUAGAUAACGCUCGAUUUAAUCAUAGAACACACUAUGCCGAAACAAAAUUAACAAAUUUUAAAGUACAAUUAAUACCUUCUCCCGGAUUCGGUAAAAAGGAUCUCAAAGGCCUUUCGGAGCGUAUCAGUAAAGAAUUUAAAGAAACACCUCCUAGAUUAAUGGAGGAAGGCUAUGUAUUUUUAAAAACAAAUUCAAUUAGCAUACGCUAUACAAUGGAUGAACCAGGUACAGUCUCUCACCAACCUGAAAAGAUUCGAUUGGUUAAUGGCGAGUGGAUGUCUGAAAGAAUGUAUCCAAAUUGGAGUAUGGAAGUUAAGUGCAAAAAGGGUAAAGGAACAGAAAUAAAUUAUAGCCCAUGGGCUGAUCGGCAAAGGGAUUUGCUAUGGAAGCUGUUUUUCCCUUCGGAUUACCAACCUCUGGUACCAACUGUUGAGCCUGAGCCUAAUCAACCGAGAAUUUAUAAGGAAUUUGAAUUUAAAUUAAGUUUCGAAGAGGAACUAAACUCUGAUAUUCUUUUUAACAAUGACGAAGGUGUAACUCAAGCGCUCCAUCUCACAGCUCAAAAAGGCAGCUAUUUAGAAUUUACUAUACCUUGGAUAGUAGGAGAGGAGGGUUAUAUUACAAAAGUUAACGGCCAAUUAAUGAUGUUAGAAGCGACAACAGGACUUGAUUUUAGACAAUUAUUAGAUUGCGAAACAUUUCAAUUUGAUUCCGAGAUUCAUUAUCCUUUAGAGUGGAAUGACCAUCAACUAUGGAAGUUUGAUAUUACAGCCUGCAAAGCUAAUACUUAUUUAAUUUUUGAUCACAAACAUUUUGUUACGAAUUUAGUAAGUGAUUGGUCCUCGAAAUCUAGGCUUGACCUGUAUCAUUUCAUUCCCUACACCUGGCAAUGCAAUGUGAGAAUAAAAGAAUUCUGUAUCGUUACACUCUGUAAUGAAUGGAACUGGAUAGAUUGUACAACAACUGUAAGCUCGAAACCGUCCGGAAACUGUCAUUUAGCGUUGAAUGGAGAUUCCUUUUUUUUAAGUUUCAACCUACCCUUUACAGAGUUUUUACCGUCAACCGUAGAUGUUGGAGUUGAAAUUGAAGCUAGAGAUGCUAAUCUUCGAUUAUAUUUGCCUGAAACUCACACCACUAGAUAUUCGGUUACUGCUUUAUCAAAAAAUUUAAGAGUGAUUAAUAGAUCAAACGAAGAAGUAAAUAAUCCAUUUGGAAUAGCUUCAGAAGAAACAGGUAAACCUGAAACAACAAACACCUUUUCCACUCAUAAACAGGGUUGGUCUGGAAUUUGUUACACUGAUAAUGGAUGGGUUGAAUGUUGGAAAUCGCCUUGCGUUAAUAUUUCUCUGGUUUAUACCUAUCAUCCCAUUCCUCCGACAAUUAAAAAUGACGAUAUUAGUGGAAAUUCAGCUAAGAGAGAAAACUUUGACCCUGAAAGCUUAGAACCGGAUUUAAUAAAUGUUAAAGUCGACUUGGCUCCAAGUGAAGUUGUUGCUUAUGGAAGUUUACUUAAGUGUUUUCUGGCAGUCAAGGAAAACUACCUUGGGGGAGAUCAACUAUACUUCAGCUUAGAUAAAACCAUUGACAAACCUCCUCCAAUUUAUAAAACAAGAGAUAAUGAACCAUUUGAUCCAAGAUAUUAUAGAUCAUUUUCUGUUAUAGCUAAAGUUAACGUUCGUAAAAUUAGAGCUCAUUUACCUAAAAAUUGUACUCCUAAAGACGCUCCAUGUGCCUUUUUGUAUAUAGAACAUGUUGGGGUUGAGAUUGAUAAAUGUUUCCGUGAAACUAAAAUUCAGGUCUUAACUACUCCAUGUGCUAUUUCUGUAACUGAUAAAAUACUUCGGCGGGAUGGUUCUAAGCAUCUGGAGAAAGGACAUUUAAUGUUAAGUGCCCUACAGAUAAGAGGACAUGCUAUGUUUAGUCAGUGCGGGCUGCCAUUGGAAAGCGAGACAUUAGAGUAUGGUUGGCUAGUCGAAAUUAUGGUUGGAGAACUAACGGGACGUUUGACCGUUCCUCAAUUGCAAACUAUCGUCGAAGCCCUACAAACUUUUGUCAUGCUAGUAGAUGAUUCUGAGAAUGAAUUAACUUGCCCCUUACCGUAUCAUUGCCAGCACAUGAAAUAUUAUAAAGAUUGUACAGAGCAACGGCGAAGUUUACCUAGCUGCCCAUCGUCAGAGAACUUAAAGUAUAGAAUGACAAGAGCUUCUAUUGACUGCAUAGAUUUUUAUCUUGUUGAAUCUGAUACAGCUCUAAAUCUAUUAGUAAAACCUAUUAGAGCAGCGAAUUGCAAUUUGCAUUCUAAUCAUCAUAGUGAAGGCUUAACUGUAACUGUCGAUCGAUGUCACCUAAAGCAAUACUUAUCAUAUGGCAACACAUGGGUUGAAUGUGGUAGCCUUCAAUUAGGAAGAGUGGCUUUUGAUGCCGGAAUGGCUUUACCUCAUCCAGACUUAUUAACUGCUCAAAAAGAAUUCUUGAAUAAGCAUGAUGCUAAGACAAAACGUUUAUACUUUUUGUGGAGAGAAAUGUCGAAAUCAUCAAGAAAAUGUGGUUGUGUUGGUAACUGUUUAUUUUUUGGAGAAAACCGUUUGGGAAGAAGAUUCUUUGGAAAUGAUAAAUCAUCGCUAUCCUCUUUAACUAUCCCUCACAUAUCUCCUGUGCCAUUUUUUGGCUUUGGCCAAUCAAUCUUAUCCCCUAAUCGCUUUUUACUAGAUAAAGACAUUCAAACUUUUAAAUAUGAUAAAUUCUCCUCACCUCCCACAUCAACAACUGUUAUUGACGGCACUGAAUCCAGGCGAACUGAUACUUUUAGCGAUACAUCCUCCGCUAAGGGUCAGAAUUUAUUCCCGGUUACGGAACAAACGUCUUCCGGUUCAAGCAAACAGUCACUAAUAUCCAAGGAAACAGGACACGAUAUAUCGGAUCCUUUUACUAGUAUGUCUUCCGAUACCCUAAUAGAGAAACGUUGUGAUAGUGAAUAUAGCUUUCAAGACGAAGAUUUUAUCAGUCGAACAGUGUCAGUUGCUAGUAGCGAUAGACAUUUAAAUUAUGAGCAUCCAUUUAAGGAGCUCUGUAAAAGAUUUUGGUCUGCUAACGAAGACGAAACAAGCUCUGCUUCAUCAUUCGUAUCAGCUGCUUCAGAUCUGGAUGAAUUAAAUGAUACAAUCGACGAAAAUGAAGUUCAAGAAAGUAACGAUGAUGACGAGGAUGAUACUAUUUUACAAUCGUCUACAACAUCUUCAUCAUCAAAUAAUUUAGAGGAAAAUCCUUACAAUGCACUACCUCAACCGCCAUCUCAAGAAUUUCCAUAUCUCGGUCAUAUGACUCAGUUAGCAUGUGAAGGCUGGAGACCAGAUAGAACUGUUGAAGAUGUUUUUACUGCGGGUUGUGCGUUUGAAUCCAUACAACAAAGUUAUCGCCAACUUAAAUGCCUUCAAAGAUCACUUGUGCCAAAAUUUCAAGUUGAAAAACAAGGCAUAGGACCACAGCUUAUGAUAAAUGAAGAUGACAAAGAUGACAGUAAGAGUGAAAAUGAUUCGGGAUCCAAAGUCAAGAAAACUCCAACAAUUAUAGAAUCUUCUAAGAGAGGUCCUAAUGAAGAAAACGGAAAAAAUCACGUGUCGAAAACAAUGGCAGUUAUUAAAUUAACUGGUUCAAUUGAUGUUUUUAUAUCACCCCUGCUACUUGAUGGCAUAAAACAAUAUAUUGAAUCAAUAACACCAGUUUUAGAACAAUUGCACGCAUGUGGAAUAUUGGAUACAAUGCACGUCAAGUCAAGCAAAGAUGUUAGAGCCCAAAAUAAGAUUCUGGGCUUAAAUUCAACUUUUAAUGAUGGAGUAUUAGAAGUAACAAGAAGAAUCCAAUUUCAAACUCACCUUAGUCGAAUAAAAGUAGUUGUUGUUCAAGCUUCAGACUCUGGUGUUCAAAAAGAUUGCGUGUCAUUAUUAGCAGUGCAAAUAGACUCAGUUAAUUCUACCGUUAUGUUUAAUACUCAAACACACAAGUCUGACUCGAAUUCUAACAGUCCUGAAAAGAAUAGAAAUGGACAAGAUGCUGAACUUGUUCAAGAUAUGUCUGAUAAUAUCCUAAAGGAAGAUCAAGUAGCAACUUUAUCUGUUAAUACAAUCCAUGCCCAAGUUAGACGUCUAAGGCCUUCUUACGAUUCAUCCGUCAAUGAACUUAAAAUCACAGCCCUACCUGAUCAUAGAUCCUGUAGUCGUUUUAGAUUUUUAAAAAAAGAAGCCGGGUAUAAUAUGGUUGAAGCAGGUGUCGGAAAUAUACGAUUAAAAAUGGCCAGAAGACUUGGUUACGGUCCAUCUGAUGAUUCUGCUGAAAAGCCGAAAAGUGGAAGACCCGUUGCCCUUCAAGUUGAAAAUUCAAUAUCAGAAACGGAAGAAUCAAUUACAAAAUUAAAGAAAGUUAUCCCCUCCAAUUCUGAAGACUAUCUUAGAAGAAAAUUGCGAAAGAACUCUCCCUCGGAUGAAAGUGAAAGUACGCCGUGUAAAAGUGACGCUUCAACGUGUAUUUUGGACGUCGAAAAAAUGUGGUUUAAUUGCGCUGCCCCAUCAGGAGGAAAGAAAAUUCUACCAUUGCCUUCAGCAAAUGAUUGGAACUUUUUAAGUACUCUAACACCUGCCAUAGAAGCUUGGAUGAAUAGCGGCCAUAAAUUACAUUAUGCUGUUUCACACAUGAUGAUUGCUAUGCAAAAUCGAAUUACGGGUGUUAUGGCGUGCAUAAUGACUCAAGCGUCAAGUAAUCAGGACAAAAUUCUACAAUUGCCAUCACAAAAGUACAACAAGUACUCUCAAGUUGCAAAGCAAUUGAGGGAAGAUCCAUCGUGCAUCCUAGUUUGUAUCCUCAGAAGAUUUGUUGCAGAGAACGGUGCUGCCUCUAUAGAAAGAGCUAUGCCUCAUAGGCAAUUAAUUGUUGAACCGAGCAUUUCUGAGCUUGUAACACUACAAAAAGGCGUGUUAGCGUUAACAAGGCAUUGGAAGACUUUAUUGUUCUUUAAUCCUAAAACAGAAAUGUCUAAGAAGAAGCAUCAACAAUUCAAUGUUAAAUUUGAUUUAUCGGGGGGGAAACACGAUUCAUUAGAGUCUAGAGGUACAGAUAAUGCUAAUGUAGAGCUCGGGGAAACAGGUGGUGAUAAUGAAGAGAAAAUCUCUUUAUUAAGAACUGAUGAAUGCGAUAUAGAUGAUGAAUUGUCUAUUGAGAAUGAUUUAUUUAGAGCUGAGAGUAGGGAAGGUAGCCCAACAAAAACUUUAGGAAUGAGAUCCUAUUCCUUACCGGGACCGAAUUCUAUUCCAGCCCUCAACUUUUCUACCCUUUUCACCAAAAACGAAUCAAUGCAAUUAAAAAAUAGUACUGGGACUAUAUUUCAAACUGGUAGCAAUGUGGACAUAGGCGAUGUACCUACAGGGGGAAGCACCACACCUAAUAAAAGCAAUAUUCUUCGAUUGCGCCUAAACGAACUCGACUCAAAAGAGAAACACGAAAGUGAUAUUAAUAGGUGGGUUGCGGAACAAGGAAAUUUAAAUGGGAACUCCGACGACUUAGUAUAUCAACAACGCCUUCCAAGAACUGCUUCAAAUGCUGGUCAGGAUUCAGUAUACGCCUACAGCAUUGAUGGAAAUGCUCCUUCGGUUUGCACGAAUACUUUAUUGUCUCGACAUACGAACCAAUGGCGCUUAGUUGACGCACAGAUUCUAUUCAAGCCAUUAUUACGUGCUAUAGGUUUACAUUUGGAAGCUGUUAAAUCGUCAGCUAUGAUGAGAAAAUUCGGUGGGAAUUGUUCUAUAAUGGCUGUUUUACAUACACUUGUAGUAGAUAUCAUAGAUUCAGACUUACCUCGAAAUUCAGGAGUAUCUCCAGCUACAUUUACCUGUAAUAAUUUCUCGGUUGACAUAAAUGCUAAAGACGUCGCCGAAAUUGAUAAGAAAAGAGAUGAUUGUAACCUUACCAAUAAGCGUCAAUCAAUAGGAAGACUUCAAGAUGCGUUGGAUAAUGUACAAUUAGCUCGACCAAUGACAACCAAAAUGUACUUUACUAUUAAGUGUGAAACUAUUGAACAAUACGUUAACUUGAGCUUAUUAAGACUUGUUCAUCAGCUUGUCACUAUGAUACAGAGAGUUAACGCUACCCAAGCUGCUUUGAAAAUGAAAAAAACGCACAGAAAACAAGAUUCUAAAUCAAGCACUGAUACGACUCAUUCUGUUCAAGACGAAAAAGACCAGCAGCCAUCUUCAUCAACUAUGAGAGAUAAAGCAGAAUCAAAUAGAACAAGUGAAAAAUUGAGCAGUGUAUUUUUGCUUAUGCCUGUUGAAACACCUAAAAUGACUGUGGAUCAACUGGAGCCGCUUCCAGAUGAUAAAUGUUGGAAAACGCUAAAGAAUAUCUUAGACCUUUAUUCAUCUGUUUCCGAUUCUCAAAUGAGAACAAUAACAAGGUCUAAAAUGCAACCUUCAGAAUUAGAUGUUAUAGAUGAAGAACCCGGCGGAACAAAUACUAAGAGCAAAGCAGCUCGUUAUUCUAAUGAAAUAGUACAUAUACCGAUAUUAGCUUUUGGAACAAUGCGAAUUGGAACAAUAAAAUUAAAAGCAAAUGUAUCAGGCUUGCAAUUAGCUUCCGAAGUAAGAACAGUAGACUUGUCAUUAACUCAUAGAAUUAACGUAAGAUCAGAAUCAAGAAAAAAAUUUGAAGAAACAUCAUUUUCAGUUUAUAUAGAUUAUACAUAUGUAUGGUUGCUCGUUGCUGAAACCACAAAGGCUAUUCUGACUAUCAAAUGUCAAAAAUCAAAUGCCUUCUACUCAAAUUUUGGUGCUAUUAGAUCACGCAAUUCAUCUAGAGGCAAAGUUGCAACAAUCAAAGUUGGUAAUGUUUACGUUGAUAUUCCGCAACAUCUUGCAAGCACUCAUGAUAUGAUGUACAAAACUACGGAAAUUGUCUCUCACACACUUAAAGAAUUCAUACCUGAUAAUCUUCAUAGGGAAAGCUCACCCCCUGUUGACGUUUGUGACGCCGCUGUUGAAAAUGCUUUAGACGAUGAUAAAAAGCAAGUUCAAAACGAUAUUGUUCAAAUUAGAGCAAUUCUUGAUGGUUUGGUAAUUGGAGCCUCUCUACUUCCGUCAUUAAGAUCUGAGUACGAAAUUGGUAAAGUUACAGGAUUCGGUUGGACGGGAUCAAAAGCAAAAGCAAGCGUUUCUAUUCCUCAUCAUAAACUUAGCUUCAAAGCAGCUAGAUCAAAUUUAUUUCCGGGUAAUAUCCCACAAGAAGCAUCUGUUGAUCUUCCCCUUAUGAGUCUCGAAGCUGAAUAUAAAGAGAGUAAGAUAAGUAAGAGAGGCGAAGAGAUUGCUGAAGAAUCUGCUUUAAACGAGGGUCUGGACACUAGAACAGGAAAAUACAUAAAAAUGCUGGCAGUUAUACAAAAGUUCAAGCAUUCCUUAAGUAGCGAUCUAUUAAAUCAUUUGGUCUUCAUGCAAAAGACAUUUCGAAACGAAAUAAAUGAAGUUUUAAAUAAAAUAUCAGGUACUGAUAAACCGGUUCCUCUUUUUCAAAGCCGUCAAAAGGCACAAAUGCUUUUCUUCAUUCAUCUUAAACAAGGAGGUAUAGAACUAUUGGCUACAACCACAAAACCAGCUAAAAAUGCAUUAAGAUUAGAAACCAAAGCCAUAGAAAUUCGUCUAUCUAAUCGAGUAAAGAAGGAAAAUCAAUUGUCAAAUUCCCCCGGCAAAGUGUUUCUAACAGCUGAUGUUAAAAAAUUGACAUUAGAAAUCAUUCACAUUCACAAGAAUUACGUAUUCCAAGAAGCUGAACCAGAUUUUGAGUCACUAGCCAGCUUCAGCACAACAAUAAGAGUUCGAAAUGCGCUUGAACACGAAAUGGUUACUGGACCAGAUAUCGGUAAAGAUACCGAAGCCCUCCUUCUGUCCGUUAAUAGACCAGUUAUUGAGGUUCAGCCACCCGCCUUUGACGCCGCGUUUUGGAUUUGGAUCGACUAUAAAAAUGCAUUUGAAUAUUGGAGUGAGCAGCGUUUAGCCCUUGUUAAAAAUGCUUCAACUUCAUUACAGCAUAAACCUCCUACAUUAGCAACCAAGUUAUAUCAACAAACCAGCUCAACUAGCUCAGAUACUACCCGAGUACCUUCAGCAUUGUUUCUUCAAUUAACUGUUGAUGAAUUAUGCAUCUGUUUACCGCUAACAAUACCAAAUAAGCGAACAGUAAGCUUCGAUUCCAAAAAUCUAUUAAUAUUAACUUUAGAUUCUACGCAAAUAUCGGCUUGCUCAAGGGGUUCACUGGUAUCGAAGGGUAAAUUUAAAAACUUUUGUUUGAGAUUCGACGAGGAUGUUUGUUUCCCAGAUGAUUGGAAACCAAGAGAGUAUCCAGUUAUGAACGCUAUGUGCGUUCCAAACGGCACAUAUGAAGUUUGUUCGCAAACUCACGGGCCAGUUAUGGCACCACAGAGACAGAACGCCAAGUGGGUUUUAAAUGUAACGUGGCAAAUGAAAGGCUUAGAUAUUCAUCUUAACACAAGAAUUGGUGAAAAGUUAGCUGCUUUGGGAAAAACCUUGACUUCAUUGGCUGACAAUGGAGCUGUCUACUCGAAUGUAGAUAAUGCUGUUUUAAUUGAGCUUGAAAAACGAAAGAAAAAGCAGGAAUUGCUAGUGGAUGAUUUAAAAGCUACGAAUUGGCCUCCAGAAACUAUAGCAAAAGAAGAAAGGAAAUUAGAAAGAAUCAAGGAACGUCUCAGGCAUUCCUUCUUCAACAGUAAAUUGACUAAGGAUCGUAGGGCCUUAAAAAAGCAAUUAGGUAUAUCAGAAAAACAAAUUCACUGCAGGUCUAAGUCAGUAGGUGGACCUGAAUUACGACGGCAGAGAGCUAUCGAAACCUCCCCUGAUAUUUCUCCAGUGUCAAGUUCGUCUCAUAGUAGCGUUUCGAAAUUGAAUACCCACAAUCGUACACGCAGCGUUGAUGCAGCCUCAUCAUUUUAUUUAAAGGAACUAAAAUCUGUUCAUGUUGAAGAUCGUCUCGAAAUUAUUCCCGAUGACCCAUCUAAAUUUCUAACUGAUUCUUACUCUUCAUCAUCUAGUUCGGAUUUGUCUCUCUCAGAUACAGAAAGUGAAAUAUCAAUAUCAACUAUGGAUGUUGAAGUUGACCAAUUAAAGCGUGUUCUCCACGAUCCAAAUCUAAACGAUAUGAGAAAUGGUACUAAUAGAUCAAGCGUACCUAUUGAAGCAAUAGAUUUUGACUUGGACGUUAAAGUUAGAGUUGAAUCUGGUCAGUGUGUAUUACAUCCUAAGGAGGAAGAUUUAAAAGCGGCGGAAGUUGACGACACAGUUCCAAGUAAACUAGGGAGACCUAGAACAACUAGUAGAGCUUCGAAUACACGCUUAAAAAUUGGUCCAACAGAAACUGACUGUAGAACUGUAUUCCUUCUUCCAGGCGUUGAUAUUAAAGUCCGCUAUGAUUCGAAAACUGACCCAGAAAAAGAAUCAAACAAAAAAUCAGGUAAUUUAUAUUGUUGGUUUACGCUAGAGCGCCUCUCAGAAGAGAUGGUUAUUAAGACAUUCCUGUUAGACUUUCUCCAUCAAGCUUUAGAAAAUGUGCCAAUAGUCAGUAACACAACAUCAGAAAGUCCCAGCACUGAUGGGUCAGCAGUUGAUAUUGGGGAAACAACUCUAAACGCAGCCGAAUCUUUUCCGGUUGAUGUUGUUGUCUAUGUUAGAGUUGACCCAUCAACAAUACGAUUUAGUUGUUUACCAGCCGAAAGGAUUGAAUGUAAACUUGGUAUGCCGUCCUUGGACAUUGUUUUCUCCACUAGAAAAGAUUAUAACGCUGAUAAAUCUGGCGGAUUAAGCGUUACUGCUAGCUUUGCUGAUUUCUCUUUAAAAAUCUAUCAUCUUUUUAAUAUGCAUAAAAAGAAUGCUGACGAGUCUUCGGAUACAACAAUAUAUUCACUAGUAGUUAAUGUUAAGUUCGUUCGACUUAGUCUAUCAAGAACAAGACGACCCGACGAAGGUUUACAACCGAUAUCAAGCAUUGUUCGCUUUUCAGCCUCAUGCGAUAUUGGAGAUUCAAAAUUUGAAUUCGAUAUGAAACGCUUACAGGAUAUUCUUAAUUUCCCAAAACACUGGUACAGAUCAAGUUUGGCUAGACGUUUGUUUCUGGGAGAGGAGAAGAAAGAAAAUUUAGACGUUGAAGUACCUAGGCCUACUUUAACUAAAUCAAAAAGCUUAAAUCCUACGAAAAAAUGGGAAACGCGAGUAUUAUUCACAGCUAGAUUCUCUAAAUUGGAUGUAGACGUAAAAAUCAUGUUGGGGAAAUUACACUGGAGCACUGUUGGCCCUAAUUGUCAAGGUCGUUUAAAUGUUGAUUCAACUGGAUUUAAAGACAUGCAAAUAAAAGCUGGUUUAAAGGGAUCAAAAAUUCAAUGUUCUACCGUAGUUAUUUCCGGUUCCCUUCAAGUUCGAAAUGUUUAUGGAGAUGUAAGAAUAGUCGAAGGUGGAAGAGGAAUGAAACUAACACCAACGCACUCGGCUGAAUUUAACUUAGAAACCUUGGAAACGAGAAUAGAGUAUAUGAGCACUAAUAUUCUUCUAGGUCGUCUGAAUGACUUUUGCCUGUUAUUGAAGGAUGAAUGGGUUAUAUUGAAAAGCGAUGAUACAACACCAACUUCUUGUGAUUCUACUAGGGAACGAAAGGGAUUGGUGAAUGUUACAGUAUUAGGAAAACUUCUCUGGGAUAAAUUACACCUUAUGUUGACAAAAAGAACAACGCCAGAUCUCAUUGCGGCGGUUAAUCAGAUUACUCAAAGAAUUAUUUCAGAAUACGUAAAUUCAAUGAAGAUAUUUGGUAUUAGAGAAUCAAAGAAUAUCGACAAAUCCGCUGAUCAUGGAGAUACAGAUUCGUUAACAAAGGAAAUACGAUACCAUAGGCACUGGCAAACUGUAUUGGAAAUGAUUCGCUCUUUUCGUUACGAUGUUAAUGGAACUUUGACAUUGCAGGGAAAUAAUUUGUCCUUGGCCUGUUUUGAUGGCAGUUCUUUUCAGGCCAAAAACUGGGUUAUAUUUACCCUCGAUGAACCGACGAUAUCGUUUGACACAAACCCUAGAGAUAAUGUAACCUGUUUAGAAGACCUUGAUGGACCGAAUGCUAUAGUUUGUCAAUCAUUAAAUUUUCAACUUGGUCACAGUAUGAUGAAAGAAAAUGUAAGUCGUAUUAUGGCGACCAUCUGUCGUGUGACAAGAAGUGGAGAAGGUAUUAAAAAUAUGGCCUCAUCGGUUAGAAUAUGGUUUGAUUAUGCAUUCGGUUGCAAGGAUCUUCCCGGUUUGACCGACUUUCCAUUAUAUGACGACGAAACCGAAACGGAAGUUUCUCGCGAUAAAAAACGUAAGCCCUAUCAGCAUGACACAGAAAUUAUUUUCUUAAUGCCUGCUUUAAUGAUGUAUCUACUAACUGAACACCAUCAAGAGCAUAAGGAACCAACCUUAGAAGACCCUAAGGCAGAUGUCGAUUGUAAAUUUGUUACAGAUUUUUACGACGAUAUAAGUGUAACUAUCAAUGCUGGUGCACUCAUGUUUCUUGGUGAACUUAUCAUAAAGUAUAUCGAUACUGUUGAGCAAAGUGACCUACGACAGCGCAAAUCCGAUAUUAAAAGUCCAACAAGCGUUCUAAAGGAGGAUCAAAGAAAUUUCCGUUGUAUUAGCUGGCGUCUUGAACCAACUAUUAAAAUGUUGGUCGGAAAACAAUCAUGUGAACCUUUUGGAAUAGACAGAAUCCUCAAGUAUUUGGGCGUAAAGCAUGCGAGUAAAACUAUUCCAACCUGGAUGCAGCGUGGAGUUUUGGAUCCACUUGAUAAAUUUGUUAGCGUACUUAUGCAUAGACUACUCAGUUCUCUAAAAACGCAUAUUCGUGACAAACAAUGGUCUUGA
Dimorphilus gyrociliatus is the source of this 12736-nucleotide messenger RNA. Lineage: Eukaryota; Metazoa; Annelida; Polychaeta; Dinophilidae. The record is from the annotation of a GenBank genome assembly.